Molecule: messenger RNA, 1548 nt
Organism: Eutrema salsugineum
Lineage: Eukaryota; Viridiplantae; Streptophyta; Magnoliopsida; Brassicales; Brassicaceae
Product: UDP-glycosyltransferase 76F1
Exons: 2
Coding region: 63-1463 (466 amino acids)
Molecular function (GO): UDP-glycosyltransferase activity
Source: RefSeq, a predicted model, not a curated record
UUACACAACAACAACUCCUGAAAAUAUCCCGAACAAAAAAACAAAAGUAAAUAAGAAAAAUAAUGGAAGAGAGCAAAGGGAGCAGAAUAAUCAUGUUCCCUUUACCGUUUCCAGGUCACUUCAACCCAAUGAUCCAGCUCGCCGGAAUAAUGCACCACCGUGGAUUCUCCGUCACGAUCCUCCACACCUCCUAUAACUCCCCCGAUCCUUCUCGACAUCCACACUUAACUUUUCGAACCAUACGUCACAACAACGAAGGAGAAGGAGGUGAUGAUCCUCUGUCUCAGUCAGAAACCUCGCGUUUGGACCUCGUCUCCCUCAUUCGCCUGCUGAAACAAAUGUAUGCAGAGCCGUUUCGUGAGUCUCUUGCGGCGGAAGUAGGUGGAGGAGACACGGUGUGUUGUUUGGUCUCCGACGCGAUCUGGGGAAAGAACACGGAGGAUGCGGCGGAGGAGGUUGGAGUUCGUAGAGUCGUGUUGAGGACAGGUGGUGCAGCGUCGUUCUGUGCUUUUGCCGCUUUCCCUCUCCUUAGAGAUAAGGGUUACUUCCGUAAUAAACAAGGUUCUAGAUUAGAUGAUCUAGUGAUAGAGCUUCCACCUUUGAAAGUGAAGGAUCUUCCGGUAAUUGAAACGAACGACCCUGAGGAACUAUACCGAAUAAUUAACGACAUGGUGGAAGGAGCCAAGUCUUCAUCAGGAGUCAUAUGGAACACAUUCGAAGAUCUUGAAAGACUCUCUCUUAUGGAUUUGAACAGCGAGUUACAAGUUCCGAUCUUCCCUAUUGGACCGUUUCACAAACAUAGCGUCGAUCUACCACCAAAAACAAAGAACAAAGAAGUUUAUGAAACAACCAAUUGGCUCGACAAGCAAGACCCCAAGUCUGUGGUUUAUGCGAGUUUUGGAAGCCUCGCGGCUAUAGAAGAGAAGGAGUUUCUCGAGAUUGCUUGGGGUCUAAGAAACAGUGAACAGCCGUUCUUGUGGGUGGUUAGGCCAGGGUUGGUCCGAGGGACCGAGUGGCUCGAGUCAUUGCCUUGUGGGUUUGUGGAAAACAUUGGAAGUAAGGGGAAAAUUGUGAAAUGGGCGGAUCAAUUAGAGGUAUUGGCGCAUCCUGGGGUUGGAGCGUUUUGGACGCAUUGUGGAUGGAACUCGACACUAGAGAGCAUAUGUGAAGGUGUUCCAAUGAUUUGUACACCGUGUUUCACAGACCAGCUUGUGAACGCAAGGUACAUUGUUGAUGUAUGGCAAGUCGGAAUGAUGUUAGAGAGAAGUAAGAUGGAUAGGAAGGAGAUUGAGAAGGUGAUAAAAGGUGCAAUGAUAGAGGAAGGAGAUGGGAUGAAAGAGAGGUCCUUUGCCUUGAAAGAGAAGGCUAAUCUUUGCUUAAGUAAAGAUGGGUCUUCUUCCAAGAAUUUAGACAAACUUGUGACUCAUGUCCUGUCUUUUGAUAAUAAUGCCUUUGCAAGUUAGAAAAAUUACGAAGAUGCAAUGUUUAAAGCGCUCAUCAAACUUUUUGGAUGUUAUUUCUCUUCAAAUAAUAAUGUUAGUUGUUUAA